AUGGAAGUUAUUUUGAUUUGGUUACUUCAUUUGUUUAAAAUACAAUACUUUGAAGAACAAGAAUACAAGUUAAUCAAAGCUGAGUACGACAAGUUGAAAGAUGUUGAAACCACGAGCACCACCAAGAAAUAUCAUGAUAGAAUAAUUCUAUUCCCUGAUGUUACAUGGGACAAUAGUAUAGUUGAAAUUGCGUUUAAACGGAUAAACAGCAUCGAUAAAACAAUUAAAACUGUUAUUAUACCAAACAAAAACGUUGCACUGAGAGACGAGAUUAAAGAAUCAAUUAUCAAAUUGGUGACAACCUGCGCGAAAAAAACAAAAUCAUCAAAAAAACACAUCGUGAACUUCUUUAAUACUGACAAUACAACCACGAAGGAAUUUAAGGCAGUAAUAGAGCAGUUAAAGGCAUUGGGAAAAAAGCGAGAAGAGAAUGGUGAUGUGAUGGCAUGCUUGAUGUGUGAAGAAGUAGAAAAGGUAGUAAUUAAAAUGGGAAAGGAUUCUAGGUUGACAGCAAGUGAAAAACAAGAAAGAUUGAAAAAGCACUGUGUACAACUACCAUAUAGCAUACAAAUACCUACUUUGAAGAUCAAGAACACUAGCUGUGCAUACAUGUAUGUGGUAUUCAGAAUCGGAGAGAGAGCAAUGAAGACAAAGAUAAUUAAGGUAACAAGGAAGAAGGGAGAAAAACAAGUAAUACAGAACCUGGAAGAAUAUGAACUAGAGACAAUAAAUAAGAAGGGGAUGUUGAUGAAAGGUAAACAUAUGCUGUUUAUUGCUGCGGCGAUAACGAUAAUAUCAAUAUUGGCAGUAAUAUUGAUAAAGAAGUAUAAUGAGGACAACAUAGAAGAAUCAGGCAAUAACAGCAAGAAGGAAUAA
Enterospora canceri is the source of this 876-nucleotide messenger RNA. The record is from the annotation of a GenBank genome assembly. Lineage: Eukaryota; Fungi; Microsporidia; Enterocytozoonidae.